GAGAGAGAGGUACAUUCGCGAAUCGUUGUCAGACUCUUCCAGCAUGGCGGACUGGGAAUCGGAGAGGGUUUUUCUACCGUUUUAUCCACAUUUCCAGGGCGACAGGUACACGAACCAAUCACAAGAAAACUACACGUACGUCCUUCGGCCGUGGCUGACUCCCGGACUGUACCUCAACAAUUCGGACUUGGACAGCUUCACUUCUUCGGACUUGAACGACACUCACGCAGAUAUCCAUAUCCCCAUUGCCGUCAUCCUCUCAAUACUGUGCGCCUGUGGGACUAUUGGUAACCUUCUUGUCACAGUUGUGAUGAUUGGAAAGAAACAGAAGCUGUCUCCGUCUUACUUCAUUCUCAAUCUGGCUAUCAUAGACGGGGUGGCGUCCGCCAUUUUGAUUCCACUAGAGGUAAAAGCCUCGCUGACGAUGUUCAACCUCUUCCCGAACGUAGAGACUUGCAGGCUGUUCAAGUGGUUUGAAUGUGCUGCUAUGCUUACGUCUACGUUCAUAACGGUCGCCAUCGCUGUGGAUAGGUAUCUGGCUAUCUGCCGGCCCUUCAAGUACGCUUCUUCGAAGAUCAAGGCGGCGAACAGGGCGAGGAUAGCGGCGGGCGUCUCGGUCGCACUGGGGGUGGUCCUCCCGUUGCCGGUGCUGCCGUGCUACGACUUCUUCGACAUUAACGCCCAGAUCAACUUCUGUGAACUGAAGUACGACGGGGUCUGUAACUACUUCGUGGCCUGGUACCAACCGAUUAUCGAGCUUCUCUGUGUCGCCAUCGUGAUUGUUUUGUACACGAUUGUUUACCUGGACAUUCGCAGGACUAGACGGAGGCUGUCAACAAAGGUAGGCGCGGCCGUUGUCAACACCUCAAGAAGACCAUCUCCAGUACAUAGCUUACAACUAGAAGAUUUGAGAAAGAAGAGACCUAGCCUGUCCCCUCUCGGCGCUGGAAACAACUACAGAACAGUCAAACUCUUCGUUCUGGUAACUUUUGUUUUCUUCUUCACCUGGCUUCCGUACUGUAUCCUAAACCUCAACUUAGGAUACCUCUUUUUCAAGACCACCACGCAACUGUCAAUCAACGCGUUUGAGGUGAUAAGCAAACUAUACCUUUUGAACUUCAUCCUGAAUCCGUUCAUCUAUGCCUUCGUGAACAAAUCUUUCAGAAAAGAUUGCAAACAGUUGUUCACAUGUAGAAGGCAGACUGGCACACCGCAGAAGAGACGAAGGGAAAUUUAUACCAUAGAUCGUCUUAACUGCUGUGAUUCCAAACAAAACGACGUGGAAACCGUAUAAUAUAUAGAGAGUUUUACUACUAUAUGGCA
Messenger RNA from Branchiostoma floridae (Florida lancelet), 1323 nucleotides. Its product is annotated as neuropeptides B/W receptor type 2-like. Gene Ontology annotation, cellular component: membrane. Gene Ontology annotation, biological process: neuropeptide signaling pathway. Gene Ontology annotation, molecular function: G protein-coupled peptide receptor activity. The transcript has a single exon. NCBI's taxonomy places the organism in Eukaryota, Metazoa, Chordata, Leptocardii, Amphioxiformes, Branchiostomatidae. The record is from RefSeq and is a predicted model, not a curated record. The coding region runs from base 44 to 1294 and encodes 416 amino acids.